AUGAAUCAGGUUCCAUCUACUUACGAUUUUACUCAACUUCAGUUACUACCAUUUGUCACACUUCAAUUAGAAACAUUACUACCAUAUAUAGCAGAUCAUUCAAUACUUUAUCAUUUUCUUCGUAAACAAAUAAUGCGAUUUAAUCUCGAUAUUGAAUUGGAGAAGACAAAAAUCUUUGAACACGAACUUACAUUAUUUCUUGUGGUAUUAAAAUAUGAUUCGACUUUUAUCGAUGGUACUCAAUUAUACGAUCAAAUUCUUGUUCAUAUGCCACUACAAAACAAAUUUACUUUCAGUAUAAAUACUUGGGUUUGCAAUAAAUUUGUCGAUAUUACUCCUCCAUCGAACGACGAUAUUCGCCGUAGUUUUAUCGAAAGAAAAUAUCGACAAGUUGGUUUCUAUGCCAAUGAUAACCCACUGAAGUCUGCAGCUCGAUGCCAUAUUUGA
This is a messenger RNA of Rotaria socialis, 447 nucleotides long. NCBI's taxonomy places the organism in Eukaryota, Metazoa, Rotifera, Eurotatoria, Philodinida, Philodinidae. The record is from the annotation of a GenBank genome assembly.